Messenger RNA from Sesamum indicum (sesame), 1493 nucleotides. Its product is annotated as GroES-like zinc-binding dehydrogenase family protein. Gene Ontology annotation, molecular function: zinc ion binding; alcohol dehydrogenase (NAD+) activity; S-(hydroxymethyl)glutathione dehydrogenase [NAD(P)+] activity. Gene Ontology annotation, cellular component: cytosol. Lineage: Eukaryota; Viridiplantae; Streptophyta; Magnoliopsida; Lamiales; Pedaliaceae. The record is from RefSeq and is a predicted model, not a curated record. Gene Ontology annotation, biological process: formaldehyde catabolic process.
ACUCCAUUGCCCAACUACCCCCAGGAUCAGGAAGAAAACAAUUGUAGCGCAAAGGUUUCCGGUGAAAAUCAAUGUCUGUGAUCAGCUGCAAAGCGGCGGUGGCAUGGGCCGCUGGAGAACCAUUAGUGAUAGAAGAUGUGGAGCUCAGCCCGCCUCGCCCCAUGGAGAUCCGCAUUAAAGUAGUUUGCACUUCGCUUUGCCGCAGCGAUGUCACCGCUUGGCUCUCUCAGGCACAACCUCAAAUAUAUCCUCGAAUAUUUGGCCAUGAAGCUUCAGGGAUUGUUGAGAGUGUGGGUGAAGGAGUGACUGAGUUUGAAGAGGGGGACCAUGUGCUUACUUUAUUUACAGGAGAAUGUAUGAGAUGCAGACAAUGUGCCUCAGGUAAAAGCAAUAUUUGCCAAGUAUUGGGAUUGGAACGCCAAGGCGUAAUGCACAGUGACAAGCAAACACGCUUCUCAAUAAGGGGAAAGCCCAUAUAUCACUAUUGCGCUGUUUCAAGUUUCAGCGAAUACACAGUUGUGCACUCUGGAUGUGCUGUGAAGAUUAGCUCAACUGCACCUUUGGAGAAAAUAUGCCUUCUCAGCUGUGGAGUUGCAGCAGGUUUAGGUGCAGCUUGGAAAGUUGCUAAUAUCUCAGAAGGAUCAACUGUGGUCAUUUUUGGUCUUGGAACUGUAGGCCUUUCUGUCGCACAAGGUGCUAAACUGAGGGGAGCUUCUCGAGUAAUUGGUGUUGACACAAAUACAGAGAAGAGUGAAAGAGGAAAGGAUUUUGGAGUAACAGACUUUUUGAACCCAAAAGACUAUGAUCAACCAAUUCAUCAGGUUAUUAACCGUAUUACUGAUGGUGGGGCAGACUAUGCAUUUGAGUGUGUCGGAGAUACUGGAAUGAUUAACACAGCUCUACAGUCUUGUUGCAGUGGUUGGGGUUUGACUGUGACCCUUGGUGUGCCCAAAGAGAAGCCAGAAAUAGCAGCUCACUAUGGACUGUUUCUCACUGGAAGAACACUCACAGGAUCCCUUUUUGGUGGAUGGAAACCAAAAUCUGAUCUUCCUUCACUAGUUGAUAUGUACCUAAGGAAGGAAAUUAAGAUUGAUGACUACAUUACACACAAUCUGAUGCUUGAAGAUAUAAACGAGGCAUUCGACUUAAUGAGAGAAGGAAAAUGCUUGCGCUGUGUCAUCCAAAUGCCAACGUAGGAAGUACUCUACCAGUGAAGUAUACAAGAUAAAGUGUCCCUGAAUUUUGUGCAGAUUUCACCCAAGUAUUCAUUCCUACUGCUUGUACUUGACAAAAUAACAGAUUUUGUACUGUGCUGAGUACUAUGUAUCUUUGUGGAUAGUUGUCCUCCAGGCAACUCUCAACAAAGAAAAUAAUUUCUACCCCUAAAAAAUUGGAAUUUGAAUUCGUUGAGUAUGAUAAUGGUUUGUACUUUUAGUCCAGCUACUUAAGUUUUGAAUUCUCACGCUAACUUUAUGUCCAAUACGCUUUCCUGA